Hypanus sabinus (Atlantic stingray) is the source of this 4087-nucleotide messenger RNA. RefSeq names its product serine and arginine rich splicing factor 10b (gene srsf10b). The transcript is spliced from 6 exons. Lineage: Eukaryota; Metazoa; Chordata; Chondrichthyes; Myliobatiformes; Dasyatidae. Gene Ontology annotation, molecular function: RNA binding. Bases 87 to 815 code for a protein of 242 amino acids. The record is from RefSeq and is a predicted model, not a curated record.
UUCUAGUGGGUUCCAUGCCUCGGGUCGGCUGAGGCCGCGCCUGCGCACUGGUUGCCCGCCUCUUUCGCUUCGGUGCUGCCGCCGCCAUGUCUCGGUACGCCCGUCCGCCCAACAGCUCGCUCUUCGUCAGGAAUGUGGGCGAUUGCACCAGGCCUGAGGAUUUACGUCGUGAAUUUGGUCGCUAUGGCCCAAUAGUAGAUGUUUACGUUCCCCUUGACUUCUACACUCGACGACCAAGAGGAUUUGCAUAUAUACAGUUUGAAGAUGUUCGUGAUGCAGAAGAUGCCCUCCACAACCUGGAUCGAAAGUGGGUGUGUGGCCGUCAAAUUGAGAUCCAGUUCGCCCAAGGUGAUCGAAAGACACCUGGUCAGAUGAAAUCAAAGGAGCGAAGAUCCUCACGAAGUUCACCUCGAUAUGAUCGUUAUGAUGACUAUGAUCGGAGGAGGAGGUCCAGAAGUCGCAGUUAUGACCGGAGGAGAUCUCGAAGCCGUUCAUACGAUCGCGGCCACAGGAGAUCUGACAGCCCUAAGAAUUCACGGAGCAGAUCAAGUGGAAAGCGCAGACGGAGCCGCAGUAACUCCUUCAAUGACAGGCAUAGACGUCGCCAUCGUUCUUACACCAGAUCAAGAUCCAGAUCACGGUCCAGGUCCAGGUCAAGAUCCAGGUCCAAAUCAGUAUCAAGGUCAAAAUCUGCAUCCAGAAAGGAUUCUAAAACACGGUCACAGUCGAGGUCAAUCACCCAUUCAAGGUCUGGGUCUAGAUCUAAAUCCAGGUCACUGAGUGGCCACAAGUCCGACAGUCACCAUGAAGACUGAAGCAGCGGAAAGUCGUCCAUUUACAGCUUCCAUUGUGAUUAUUUUCUUUUUGUGUUUAUUGGGGUCUCGUAGAUGUUAAGAGAAGGUGGGUACUGUUUUAUGACUACAAGAAAACUCUGAAGACUAAUUUGUUGAUGGUGCUUGAAAGAUUUUUGCCAUGAUUUUAAACAGAACGAUGCAGUAACUAUAACUAGAUAAUAACACAGUCCCGUUGUAUUGACAUAUUCAUUAGUUGUUUGAAACACAAUUUUCACAUUUACUUUCAGGCAAAUUUCUAGUAUUUGAUCUGCAGCUUUGCUAUGUUACUGUAAUUUUUAUAAAACAGUGCCCUCUAUACUGUGCAAAGAAAAAUACUAAAUUGUUUCCCCAGUUAAUAUUCUAAUGCUGCUGGUACAAAUUAAACCGUGUAAAAUCAAAAUUUGUUAAUGAGCCCUGUAUUCAUUACCAUACUUAAUGUGAGCUUUUUAUUAGGUCUUUCAGUUUGCUGCCUGAAGCUCUGUAUCAGGAGUCAUGCAGAAAUCCUUUCCUUUUGUGCUCAAGGUGAUCAGCAAGCUCCGGCAAUUUGCUGCCACAAUUUUGUUCCAUCGGUGUGCAUUCAUUUAUACAAAGCAGUGGUCUGGCAUGCUUCCUGUAAUGUUGAUUUGUGUAUUUUGCAUGAGUUCUUUCAUUCUUGGCUGUAAAGAUAAUCUGCCUCAACAUUGGAGAAUCUGCGUUUAAAUGUAAGAAAUAACAGUGACUGGGAAACAGCUGAGAAGUGUUGUGAUCAAACUUAUUUCCUUUCAUGUAGAAGCUUGUAAAAAAACAAAAGGGAUUUUUUAUACCAAGUCUUUUUAAUAAAAGCUGUUUGUAAAAGUUCAUCUCUAGUAUAAAUGUUUUCAGUUAAGCUUUAAAAUGGCAAGUUGUGUAGUCUCUGCAUGCCUAGAAGGAUGUGACAUGUUAAAUUAAGUAUUGAUCAUUCUAGUCUGUUGCUUUGAACUACAAGUAACAAUAGUAUAUCCUUAGGAUUGAGAAUAUAGGGGCCCUACGAGUCAUACCUAGUUUCUUUUUUAUUUUGGGAGGAACAAAACUGGAUGAUAUUUGUUUAAGUGACCUGAUCACUGCACGUGUAGAUCAAGUUAGGGUUAUGUGACUAUAGCUGAGCAAAACCAAGAUAACCUUACAAUUUGUGACAGUUUAGGGUCUGCCAGGACAUUGAGAUUGUCUUGUCAUAAGGCCCUGUUUGGGUCUUAAACUUAAUUAACCAGAUUUUUUUGACUGAGCUUUUGAAGACCAUAAAUACACGGUACGCAUUUCAUUACUUUAUAGAAUUUGGUUUAAGAUGUGCAGUACAAAUAAACCCUUGCAAACUUAACACAGAUUUAGAAUUAAAAGCUGACGACAUUUUACGUUUUUUGAGACAGAUGUGGUUGUACUCAUUUUUUUUGUUCAUAGCUGACUGUAACUUCAUUUGUAAAUAAAUCUCUACUGUAUAUGAAGCAUCUGCAAGACCUGUUUUCUUGGUGCAGUUAUAAUAUUAAUGGUAUUGGUAAAGUGCUUGUGUGAAUUUGGUACCAAAACAGUACUAUACACAGCAGGAAGCCAAUGGAGGGUGUUCCAGCUCAAAAUAAACCCAUUUGAAAGGGGGGAUAUAAAACUUUAUUUAGCAUACCAUUACACAACACGAAACGUAUUUAAUUCAUAUACCUAAUUUAGUUUCAAUGGUAUUUGAGAAUAGAAGAACAAUAUCAUAAUUGAGUUUAACUUGGGAGAGAUUUCAAAUAAAAUCAACUUGCACUGUUUCACAGUAAACUUAUUGUGGCCACUGUUAUAAGAAUUACUGAAUUUGUGUGGCUGCACUAUUAAAGGGCCACUUUGUACACAUGAACUAAUUUGGGGUAAAAAUGGACAUGGCUAUUGAAUUACAAUCCAAUAAGAUAAUGGAUUAGAGAAUUUGCAAACAAAAGACUGGAUCAAACCUAACUCAAAAUUCAAACAGGCAAAAUAUGGUCACAGCUCUGGAGCCCAAGUCAUUUAUUUCAUGUGGUAAGCAGGAAAGUUCUGGGUUUGAUCCACAUCUUAAACUUAGACAACAUUAAACAAGUGCUAACAACAGCGCAGGCAUUAGUUCAAUUUCAGUUUUGCCCAUUUUGAGCAAGGGGAAUACCAAGCAACAUUCAAAUACUAGUUCGGUGCUUUAAAUGUACAGCAGCUGCACACUAUGUACAGCUGGCAUUGUAACUGCUACAACAUGAAAUGUGCUUUUUUCUGCUGACAUUUAGUUCAGUGUUAGUUUUUAUCAUGUCUUUUAUAUAAAACAAUAUUCUUAGGUUUGACAUGCCAAGAAAGAUGGCAUUGUUUACACAACUAUUGUAUCAAAAUAAUUUCUCCCAACAGGAGGGAGGUCCUGCUUUAAAAUAUACAUAUGCUACAAGUCUGUUAUUUAUGUGGUUCAAUCUAGAUGUGAAAACCAUGUUUUAAAAAUCUGGACCUAAUCCUUAGAGAUCAUAAAUUGUAAAAUGAAUUCCUUUUCCUCAUAUUUUUUUGAGAUUGAUGUAAUCUCAAACCAACUUUGGGCUUCAGUUUUGCUUCAAAAUGAAGGAACAAAUUUUCAGAAAGAUAGACAAAAUAAGAUCUUAUUUCACAAAUCUUUACAAAGAUCCACUGUUAAUUGCAGUAAUGGCAAGAAACAAAUGCUCAAAAAUAUUUUUUUGCUAAUUAAACUAAACUGGUAUUUUAAGUGGUUGCUUGCUUAAUAUACUCAGUUAAUAUUAUAAAUGCAUUCCUUUUUAAAAAAUGAACAUUAAAACAGGGACACCUGGCAUGGAAUGCUGGCAGUGUGGUCAUGGGUUGCAACAAGUACUACACUGUGGGUCUGCCUUCUACAAUGAACAAAGUAAAAGUCAAAUUAGAUGGCAAUAGGUGAGCCACAAGUUACACGUAGAAGUUGUGCUGGUUAAUCAGAGCUGGGCAAUUCGGAAAGGAAGGCAACAGGUCUAUGGUUCAGGUGCAGGUUGAUGGGACUGGGUAGUUUAAAUAGUUUAGCACCUACUUUAGCACGUUUCUGUGCUGUACUUUUCCAUGGAUCUGACAGCAGUAAUGUUGUCUCAGGACUUUAGAUCCAAUCAAAACCAAGGGGAAACUAGUCAGCUGCAAAACUAAACAUCAUUCCCCCUUCGGGACAGAGGGGGCCGAAAUGAAAGAAAACUAUUUCACUUUUUUUUUUAAAACACAGUCCAAAUUUCUCACAUAUACCAACCACACGUCUGAACCGGUAUACACUAAGCAAAUAUCCA